Aspergillus chevalieri is the source of this 1335-nucleotide messenger RNA. RefSeq names its product phospholipase D regulator. The transcript has 2 exons. The coding region runs from base 1 to 1335 and encodes 444 amino acids. Gene Ontology annotation, cellular component: fungal-type vacuole; cell periphery. NCBI's taxonomy places the organism in Eukaryota, Fungi, Ascomycota, Eurotiomycetes, Eurotiales, Aspergillaceae. The record is from RefSeq and is a predicted model, not a curated record. Gene Ontology annotation, biological process: positive regulation of catalytic activity.
AUGGCGCAUGAUGAGCACAAUCCGAACUCUCAAGAUCCGAUCUCUGGUGACGCCUUGGAAAAUCAAGUGUUAGAAGAGAAAUCAUCUGCAGAACGGAGGACAGGAUCGCCGGAUGAGUCGCGCAACGGGCAUGACCAUAACGCUCUCCCCGUUGAAUUUCCUUCUCACGAACGUAACAUUAACGAUAGCAAAAAUGGCGACAGCCAUUCCUUUGUACCGUCUUCCACCGGGUUGCGAGUGUCAGAGAAUUUGAACGCUGAAGAGGGAAAGAGCGACCAUCAAUUUGGAUUUAAACCACGGACUAUACCAGCAUGGAUUCGAUCAGUUGAAUAUGAAGAAGAUGAGACAGACGCCGGUGUCACAUCGCGACUCCUCCCUUCGCAACCCGACGAUGCUAUUAUCGCUCAACAUAAUCACUCGCCGUAUACAGCUUCAAGACCUAAUUACAGUUAUUCUGAGCAAGCGGACGGCAUCUAUGUCGAAAAAUCUACCACACCGCGUCGCGAAUCUCGUUGGCAAACAUUCUCCAGAUCGAUAGCAUAUCCUCGUGAAGAAGGCGUUGAAGAAGAGCUCGUGACAGAGGAUUGGUUAAACGAGAACCAUGGCGACUAUUCUCAACCAUGGCGAGGCGAGCUCGAGGAAAGCCAAGAUGCAGAAGACCCUUUGAAAAAGGAUCGUCGCAGAGAAAUGUGGUUCAAGCGCUUCCAUAACACGCUCUUGCAGAGUCCGAUAGUGCCUCUCAUUUUCCGACUGACUGUUUGGUGUUUCUCGCUGAUUGCUCUUGCGCUUGGAGGAUCUAUACAGCACAUGUCAAGCGAAUAUAUCCAUCCCCAGGGCCCGUCAGCUCUUAUGGCAAUUAUCGUCGAUGCAGUCGCCUUGGUGUACCUCGUGUACAUCACCUUUGACGAAUACACCUCAAAGCCGCUGGGCCUGCGUUCUCCAUCGGCCAAAGCACGACUUAUUCUUUUGGAUAUCUUCUUUAUCGUUUUUGACUCAGCGAAUCUCAGUUUGGCAUUCGAGUCUUUGUCAACAGUGAGGGGCUCCUGUACAUUUGCAGAGGUCAAUCAAGAAAUUACUCCUAAGAAUGAUGCGAUCUGUGACCGACAAAAGGCAUUGGCUUCUGUUUUGCUGAUAGCUUUAGUGGCAUGGCUGACUACGUUUGCAAUCAGCGUUCUCAGGUAUGCAUUUCCAAACCAUAAAACUUGUAUGGUCUUUCUGACUUUCCAUCCCAAACAGGCUCGUCAAGAGGGUUACUCCAGCGUGAAGCUGUUGAUUUUAGGCCCCGAAUUGCGUGCUAUAUUCCAUCGCAUCUAUUUCCCUUCUUUUCUUGUCUAA